GCCGGAAGCUCCCCAGAGUCGGAGCUGCCCACGCUGCGGGAGCACCUGGUCUGUUCUUUGAAGCCCUCUCUACCCCGGCAGCUGCGAGAGAAGGAGGCCCCCAAGGCAGGGCCCACUGGGCCCACCUCCUGGGCAGACCUUCGGCAGAUGGACGACGCCGCCCUGGCGCGCCUGGCGCGGCUUCUGGCGGCCAGGGAGCGGCUGACAGAGCUGGAGGCUCUCUUGGCCCGGCGAUCGCCGGCGCUCUCCGAGCACUGGACUGCCAUCCUCAAUGCCGUGCCAGAAACAGCAGAGGUUGCCUCGCUGCAAAGAUUGCUCCCACUUCCGGACGACGGCCGGGAUGGCCUGAUAAAGGUGGCCGAUGCGACGGGAUGGUACCUGGAGCGUGCCUUCAGGAUCGUCUCACGCACAGGCCUCUGCCGUGUGGCGCUGGAGUUGUUGCAGUUUGGCAUCCACGCCCUGCUGGGGGUGCCUUGGGCCGUGCCUUCGGGGGAGUUGACGGCGGCAGACCUGCCCGAUUCGGCGGAGGUCUUCGACCCCGGGCCCUUGGUUCAGCUUUGCGGCCUUUUCCGCCUUGUUGCAGAGUACCACCUCUACCUUCAGGCGAGCUACAAAGAGAUGCUCGAGAGUGGUUGGCCAAAGGAUCAGCCGCCACCGGUGCAGUCGCUAAUCUCCCUGCUGGACUUUGCCGAGAGCCGGCCAGCGGACCGCGCAGGCCUGGUCCUGCGAUCUCAGCAGCCGAAGACGGUUGUGGAAGACGUGCGGCGAUGGCUGAGAGCAACAGAUCUGUCACACUGUGACCUUGAGGUGCUCGAUGUUGGUCUUGAUGGACUUGCCGCACCAUCUUCGGAGGAGCGGCUGCGUUCCGCAGCCCAAGCGGCUGCAGGAUAUUCAGCCGAAGAG
Messenger RNA from Symbiodinium sp. CCMP2456, 903 nucleotides. Lineage: Eukaryota; Dinophyceae; Suessiales; Symbiodiniaceae. The record is from the annotation of a GenBank genome assembly.